AUGUCGAAUGUACCACUGGUAAGGAAAGCGAUCGUGGGUGCAUCAUUGGCCCAUGCAACGCCGUCGACUGAUCCAAAUCCGUUGGAGCUAACUCCAAACGAGAACCAGUGGACUCCAGCGGCGUUAGAGAGGGCUGGCUCGACCCUGAAAGCUCUAAAUCGCAUGGCGAAACGCCCGCCCAUCCAUAUACUGUUUGAGGACAUCGGAUUCACUGUAUCCACGCAUAAAGACGAGCGCCAGAUACUGCGCAACGUGUCGGGCGAGUUCCGCUCUGGGGAGCUGACGUGCAUCCUCGGUCCAUCAGGCGCCGGCAAGUCGACACUGCUCAACAUAUUGGCUGGGUACACUGCAAAAGGCGUGAACGGCCGCAUUACGGUAAACGGGCACCCUCGCGAAAUGCGCGUGUUCAAGAAACUUAGCACCUACAUAAUGCAAGACGACUUGCUCCAGCCGCGCCUCACCGUCUCCGAGUCAAUGAGGGUCGCUGCCGACCUUAAAUUGGGAAAGGAGUUAGGGAAGGCGGAGAAAGAGCUAAUUGUGGAAGAAAUCCUACAGACACUAGGACUGUGGGACCACAGGAACACCAAAUCCGAACGCUUAUCCGGAGGGCAGUAUAAACGACUGUCUAUUGCCCUAGAACUCGUCAACAACCCACCAAUUAUAUUCUUGGAUGAACCUACUACUGGCUUAGACGUCGUGUCAAUAAGGCAGCUCGUGGUGCUUCUUCGGUUGCUCUCACGCCAAGGUCGUACUAUUAUUUGCACCAUCCAUCAACCUUCUGCCUCCCUAUUCUCUUUGUUCGACCGUGUAUACAUCGUCUCUAGGGGCAUGUGUUGCUAUCAGGGUGCAGCUCCACUUCUCGUUCCGUUUCUUACCGAAAUCGGCCACAUAUGUCCAUCUACGCACAACCCUGCCGACUUUGUGUUGGAGACUCUCGCCAGCGAUCCCGAGGCGUCCGCCCAGAUGUCGGAACUGUGUCAGAAUGGAAAACUCUGUCGAAAGUUGGACAGAAUGACGUUAAGAGGUGGGAGGAAGCCAGUUCUUCAUUCGGAUGAUUCUAUCCAAAGAAUCUUCGUUGAGCACGUUGCUAAAGAACAGAUGCAGAAAAUGGAAUUUCCCACGACCUUCCUCACUCAGUUCAUGAUUUUAACUAAACGGAUGUUCAUGCAGAGCACAAGGGACUCGGUAACAUUGUGGAUUCAGUUAGCGCAUCACGUGGUGUCUGCAGUGCUGAUCGGCAGUAUUUUCUUCCUCGUGGGAAACGAUGCCGCCAAGCCGAUAGUUAAUUACAAGUUCUGCAUAAGUGUCCUGGUGUUCUUCAUGUAUACUCAUGUCAUGAUACCCGUGUUACUAUUUCCUAUGGAAGUACGACUAUUACGUCGCGAAUACUUUAACCGCUGGUACGGUCUGAAAGCAUAUUACGCGGCGUUAACAUUCGCAUCGCUUCCUGGAAUGAUAAUGUUUGGUUUAGUGUUCCUGGCCAUUGUGUAUUUGAUGUCGGGUCAAAUACUCGAAUGGGAUCGUUUCGCUUUGUUUGUGAUUUGCGGAAUAUUAAUUGGCGUAUGCUCCGAGGGUCUCGGACUAGUUGUGGGCUCUGCAUUCAAUUCUACCAAUGGCUCAAUCAUAGGUCCAGCCAUGGUAUCACCGCUGCUAGUGUUGUGUUGCUACGGGAUGGGUUUCGGACCAUACAUAGAAGACAGAAUGAAAAUCUUAAUUAUCACGUCGUUGGGAGCCUUUUUGAGCCAAUGGAAUGAC
Molecule: messenger RNA, 1755 nt
Organism: Iphiclides podalirius (scarce swallowtail)
Lineage: Eukaryota; Metazoa; Arthropoda; Insecta; Lepidoptera; Papilionidae
Source: the annotation of a GenBank genome assembly